This is a messenger RNA of Pochonia chlamydosporia 170, 1788 nucleotides long. RefSeq names its product calcium-proton exchanger. NCBI's taxonomy places the organism in Eukaryota, Fungi, Ascomycota, Sordariomycetes, Hypocreales, Clavicipitaceae. Gene Ontology annotation, biological process: intracellular calcium ion homeostasis; calcium ion transmembrane transport. The record is from RefSeq and is a predicted model, not a curated record. Gene Ontology annotation, cellular component: fungal-type vacuole membrane. Bases 1 to 1788 code for a protein of 595 amino acids. Gene Ontology annotation, molecular function: calcium:proton antiporter activity. The transcript is spliced from 2 exons.
AUGGUAGUCAAUCAUUUCAGGAACAAGCGUGCAGCGCAUAACAUCAAUCGCUCAAGCGCCGACCAAUGGAAUCCUUUUCGACAUGUUUCAUGGAAAAAGGGCGAUGAACGACGACGGGAUACGUGGGGAGGCCCAGAACUCGAGGCACAAACAGGCCAAGGCGUAGAAGACCAAGGCGAUGAGCUGACCCAUGCCGUUACGGCACCGAAUCCCAGCAGCGGCAUGCCAAGAGAUGCCUCCAAUACAGACACCAUCACUGCCUCUGGAAAGGAUAGCGACGAAGCGACGAGGACCAAAAGCGUCGAUAACGCAACGGAGCACUUAGCACCAACACAAUCCAUCGGAGAUGACAAAACAGGUGGUCUACGAAACCGAAAGCCCGAGGACGACGCCGAAAAAGUUGGAGGCAACUCGAUAUCUGCCGCAGACGAUAAUGGAAAGUCGAAGAAGAAGGAAAAGACAGGCAUAAUUAACUGGCAUCUUAAGCCGAAGGAGCCUUUUACCGUGGCGAACCAGCUGCAGCGAACGUUUUUGAACUCUUGGAUCAACAUUUUGAUUCUGGCUGCCCCCGUUGGCAUUGCCUUGAAUUAUGUUCACUCGGUUAAUCGCAUUGCGGUCUUUGUUAUCAACUUCAUUGCCAUUAUUCCGCUAGCCGCUAUGCUUAGUUUUGCUACAGAAGAGGUGGCCCUACGAACUGGCGAAACUCUUGGAGGUCUCAUCAAUGCUACUUUUGGAAAUGCGGUCGAACUCAUCGUUGCCGUCAUUGCCCUGAAAGAUGAUCAGAUCGCUAUUGUUCAAACGUCCCUUAUUGGAUCCAUUCUUUCCAACUUGCUCCUUGUCAUGGGAUUCUGCUUCUUUUUCGGUGGCUUGCGACGACAAGAACAACACUUCAACCACACUGUUGCUCAAACCGCAGCGUCUCUUCUUGCCCUCGCGGCUGCAUCGGUUAUUGUCCCAUCGGUCUUCGACGUUGCUACAGAUAUUGAACAGGACAAAAUUGCCAAGCUCUCUCGCGGUACCUCGGUCAUUCUUCUCAUUGUCUACAUCGCCUAUCUCAUUUUUCAACUUCACACCCACCAGGAGGUCUUUAAUGAAGAGAGCCAGAAGGUCCCUGCGAAGCCUUGGUCACGCACCGUUGGAUCAGGCGCCAUCAAGCAGGGCCUGGCCAUGCCCGGCACACUUAUGGGUCAUGCUGUCCCUGACCAGAACGAGAACCAGAGACUAUCGAAGAUGCUCAUGAACCCUAUGAGCCUGGAUCAUGAUGAGGAUGAAGGCGAGGAACCUCAGCUGAACUUCUUUGUUGCUAUUGCCACCUUGACUGUUUCUACAGUGAUUAUUGCGUUCUGCGCUGAAUCCAUGGUUGGUUCCAUUGACGCCGUGACGAAGGAUGGAGGCUUAACCCAGGAAUUUGUUGGGUUAAUUUUGCUCCCCAUUGUCGGAAACGCUGCGGAACACGCAACGGCUGUCACGGUUGCUAUGAAGGACAAGAUGGAUCUUGCUAUUGGUGUUGCGGUUGGCUCAAGCAUGCAAGUUGCACUGUUUUUGAUCCCACUCCUCGUUGUCAUUGGCUGGGGCAUGGACAAGGUGUACAUGGAUCUGAGCUUUGACAUUUUCCAAGUUGCCGUCAUGUUUGUCGCAGUGUUGUUGACUAAUUACCUGAUUGGUGACGGCAAGAGUCAUUGGCUGGAAGGCUUUCUGCUCAUCUGCCUCUGGGCCAUCAUUGCCGUCUGCUCAUUCUGGUAUCCAAAUGCAAAUCUCGACGCGGCAAACGGUGGUAAACCCGUAUAA